Messenger RNA from Ziziphus jujuba (common jujube), 381 nucleotides. Its product is annotated as rust resistance kinase Lr10. The transcript has a single exon. The record is from RefSeq and is a predicted model, not a curated record. Lineage: Eukaryota; Viridiplantae; Streptophyta; Magnoliopsida; Rosales; Rhamnaceae. Gene Ontology annotation, biological process: protein phosphorylation. Bases 1 to 381 code for a protein of 126 amino acids. Gene Ontology annotation, molecular function: protein kinase activity; ATP binding.
AUGUCUAGGGGUUUUCAAAACAGAUUAGGGGAAGGAGGUUAUGGUUCUGUCUAUAAAGGAAAGCUUCGUAGUAGAAGUCUAGAAGCAAUCAAGAUGUUAGAAAAAUCUAAAGCCAAUGGGCAAGAUUUCAUCAAUGAAGUUUCUAUUUCUACCAUCAAAAGGAUUCACCAUGUCAAUGUGGUGCAACUAGUUUGUUAUUGUGUUAAGGGAUCAAAGCAUGCUCUUUUGUAUAAUUUUAUGUCUAAUGGAUCUCUCGAUAAAUAUCCUUUUUCUUCAGAAGGAAUUGACUCCUUAGAUUGCAAGACAAUGUGUGAAAUUUCUCGUGAAGUGGCUUGUGGUAUUGAGUAUCUCAAUCAAAGAUAUGCAAGUCUUGCGUUUUGA